CUACUCUUGGUUGGCUUGCUUUUGGCUCGACAAGGUGAAUUUAGUGUUUUGUCUCCGGCUAGAUCUCUGAUCUAUGUUGGGUUUUGGUGUCUCUGCCUUUUUGUGCGGGGUUUGGGUGAUUUUUUUCAGUCGGCGGUGCUUUGUGGAUGCAGUUUUUGAGCUGUUGUCUUGAUGAUGGCUUGACCUUUGGGUCACUCUCGUUGCUAUUCUUCUUCCUGUAUGGUCUGCUUGUGUGUUUUGACUUUUUUUUUUUUUAUUCAGUUUGUAUUAUAUUAUUUCUUAAUUUAUUUAUUAUUGCAGGUAUUUAUAAAUGUGUUUGUAGAUGGCAUAUGACAUGGCGGAAAGACAUAAGAGCCACCUCAUUGAUUACCUUUUCAAAGUUUUCACUUUUCUUUUGACACCUACAAAGCCAGCCCAAAUACAUGCACCACUUACUUCAUGUCGUACAUGUAUAUUAGAAAUACAGCUCAUAUUUGCUUCAUAUGAGAUAAGUCUGGUCUGACUAUCCUUGGACUUUUUGGACCAUGUUAUAGCUGGACUCCACCAUAUAUGUUCAUAACAUAAUAACAAUGAGGUUUGAAAAUCCUUGAACUCUUGGCACCAUUAGGUGGACUCCAUCAUAUAUAAUAUAAUAAUAAUUGAGAAAGAAAUAAAGGCUGAUACAAGAUUUACAUAAAUAUAUAUAUAUACAAACUUCUAAAAAAAAAUAAAAAAUUUCUCCUUGUAUAGAGACGAGCAUAAACUAUUGCUGUUGCAUAUAUAUGUUCUUAGAGGUCUGCUAGCCGGUCUUCACAUGAGUUCAUAAAACUAUUUAAGAGAUAGAGAAAAGCUUGGUACCGAUCUCUAGAGAGAGAAUAUGGCUAAUUUGUAUCUCAAACAGGCGAAGCUGUAUUCAAAGAGUCGACCAGGUUACCCACAAGCACUCUUCCAAUUCAUAGCGUCAAAGACACCCAAACACGACCUUGCGUGGGAUGUCGGCACCGGCAGCGGCCAGGCCGCAAAAUCUUUAGCUGGGAUAUACAAGAAUGUGAUAGGCACAGACACCAGCCAAAAGCAACUGGACUUUGCAACCAAACUCCCCAAUGUCCGAUACCAAUAUACCCCUCCCAACAUGUCCAUAGCCGAGCUCGAACACUGCGUGGCAGCGCGAGCAAGCGUUGACGUUGUGACCGUAGCUCAAGCCUUGCAUUGGUUUCACCUCCCCACAUUCUACAAACAAGUGAACACAGUACUCAAAAAGCCCCAUGGAGUGAUUGCAGCUUGGACCUACACUGUCCCCGAAGUCAAUGACACUAUUGACUCAAUUUUUCGACGACUUUACUUUGAUGAAUCAAGACCCUAUUGUACUCCUGGCCGUGAAUUGAUCGCGGACAAGUACAGGAGCAUCGACUUUCCAUUUGAGCCGGUGGACGGAGCUGAUCACACGGGGCCAUUUGAAUUCAAGACAGAAAGAUUGAUGGAUUUAGAGGAAUAUCUUGCAUACAAGAAAUCAGGGUCAGCAUAUCAGACGGCAUUGGAGAAGGGUGUCGAGCUCCUCAAGGAUGAUGUGAUCGACGAAUUUAAGCGUGCUUGGUGCGAAGAUGGCAAUGACCGGAAGGUUGUUAAGUUUCCUGUUUAUCUAAGGAUCGGAAAAGUGGGCAAUUUGGGUGAGGAGGGUAGCUAAUUCAUAUAAUUCACAUUGAAUGUUCAUACUGAUUCAGAGCACACCAUGGAUUGCGUAUGAAAGAAAA
This is a messenger RNA of Cornus florida, 1730 nucleotides long. RefSeq lists its product as uncharacterized. Lineage: Eukaryota; Viridiplantae; Streptophyta; Magnoliopsida; Cornales; Cornaceae. The transcript has 2 exons. The record is from RefSeq and is a predicted model, not a curated record. Gene Ontology annotation, molecular function: S-adenosylmethionine-dependent methyltransferase activity. Bases 857 to 1663 code for a protein of 268 amino acids.